CCAUACAGGAGAGGAAGACAGAAAGACUUCCGUGUACAAACGUUUCAUGUAUUUUCAGGUGAAAUAUGCCCCGUUACUGUGCUGUAAAACUGUGCAAAAACCGUGGCGGAACACCCUCUAAAGAAAACAAGAGACUAAGCUUUUACCCGUAGGUUAUUUACUAUUUUCCCAUCACGUUUCAAUAUGUACAGAUACAGUCCUACUGCUAGCUAGCUUAACUAGCAUGAUCAUAUUGGCUACUCGCUAGCGUUGUGUAUCCAGCAGUGCUCUCAAAACAAAUAGUUAGCUGUCAUAGAAAAACACAAACACUAGUAUGGAAGCAAUGCUUUUUAUGUAAUCUUGUGAAUUUGGAUGGGGCUGACAAAUCUAAUUAGGGCAUGUCAACAAAUGUAGCUAUGUUACCAACAUAUUCCUGUUGUGUCUCCCCACAGGUUCCCCUUGCAAGAUGAGGCCAGGCUGCAGAUAUGGGUAGACAACAUGAAGCGAGAGGAGUGGACCCCCAGCAGACACCAGUACCUGUGUAGUGAACAUUUCACUGAGGACUGCUUUGACCUGCGAUGGGGGAUCCGAUACCUGAAACACACUGCCAUCCCUACCGUCUUCCCUCACAGACAUGACGUCAGUAGACACACACCACUUCUAUGACACCCAACAACAAAACUAGCAGAAGUCUUAAUGCACAUUUCUGGAAUAGUGACUGAUAUUAGAGUUUCACAUUGGGUUGAUCAUGCACUUUACACUGAUCGUCAUUGUAGUGGACAAAGCAUUGUGUUAGGAUAUUUUCUUUGGAAUUCAUCAGGGCUGGGGUCAAUUCAAUUUUAAGGCAGUCGAUUCAGGAAUUUAUUUUAAUUUAAAAUUCAACAAUGGAAAAACUUCUGAAAUAAAUAGCUUCUACUCCUCAGUUUAUUGAGAAGUCAUUGAAAAUAGAUGCUGUUUUUUCACAUUUUGAAUUGCUUUUUAAGUUUACCUGAAUUGACUGCCUUGAAUUUGAAUUGACCCCAGCCCUGGAAUUUGUUAAAUUGCAAGUGCAACAUCAAAUCAGAUUGUAUUGGUCGCGUACACAUAUUUUGCAGCGAAAUGCUUUUAUUUCUAGAUCCAACAAUGCAGUAUACCUAAUAAUACAAAAGAAUACACACAAAUCCCCAAAAUAAAGAAAUUAACACACUAUACACACUAUACAUGGCUAUAAUAUGAUAGCAUGAUUUCUGUUCGUGUUUACCAUCACUCUUUCCCCUCAGGAUGAAGAGAAAACAGUUUCCACUAGUAAGAAGAACACCAAGCCCAAAACCAGGAUAUGCGACGCCAACAUUGAACUCAUCCGCUCCCCCUCCCCUCCUGGCAAGAAUAAACCUCUGAUUCUGAGAAGGAGAGUCAGAGUGGAACCAGUCGUGGUGAGUGGCCCUCCUGUCCCUAACCCUGAGGAUGCCAGUGAAUCUACGGUCACUACCCUGUUAUAUGAAAGACAGCUUGUUUCAGACGCAGAGGCCUCUACUCCUAGUGAAAUGGUCCUGGGGGAGGUGAUGCUCUCAGAGACCCAGGCUGCAGUGUGUGAGGUGUCCGGAGAACUGCCUGGAGACAGUGGUGGGAUACUGACAGCCUCUUGCUUGAACCUGUCUGCUGAGACACAGACACUGCAGCAGCUGGAUACACUGGACUCCACGGUGACUGUGCUCUGCUGUGAAUCCGUCGGCCCUGUCGGCCAUUUCUCGGAAUGUGAAGCCACAGUGGACGCCCUCCAGGCGGUCCUCGGUCAGACGUUUAGGAUCUUCCCUCUGGAGCUACGGAGGGAGGAGGGGGUCGGAGACGAGGAGGAGGGCCCCGGGGAGGGGGAACACAUCUCGGUGUACGAGCACUCCUACUCCAAACAGGACACGGACAAGGAACAGCUGUGGAGUAAGAUCGCCAGCCUCCACACCAAGAUCAUGGCGUUGGAUAGGAGAGAGGAAAGCACCAUGGGUAAAAUACGAUCACUUGAGAGCGAGAUGGCACAUCUGAAGAAGAACAACAUUUUUUGCAAAGAAAAGCAGAAAGUACUAGAGGACUAUAUUACUUCUGCGUUGCUCUAA
This is a messenger RNA of Coregonus sp. 'balchen', 2066 nucleotides long. Lineage: Eukaryota; Metazoa; Chordata; Actinopteri; Salmoniformes; Salmonidae. The record is from the annotation of a GenBank genome assembly.